CGCGAACCGAAUGGCGCGAAAGCUGCCGUGCGUGCGACUGCCCGCGUCGUGGCUGCUUAUUGAGAACCUCGUGGAGGAAGUCCUCACGUUCCUAAUCGGUCGAGAUGUGCGCGCCUUUGCAUCGGCGCUGCGCUCGCACCGCCCGACAAUGGCCUUUGUGAUCUCGCCGACUCUCUGGACGCGGCUGUUGAGCAUGCUACCGCGACUGCCCGGGGUGCCACCGCCGACGAUCCUCCCGGCGCCGUGCCUGCUCACGACGUAUGCCACUGCGCUGGACCACGCAACGUGGCUGCGAAACCACGUGCACGUCGUGCACGCAACGCUCGACGAUGUGAACGACGGCCGAAUGCAGACGCUGGUGUUUCCAACGACACGGGGCUUACGCCACCCGCCGUUGGGCUCGGCCGCCGCCGCCGCCCACGCAAUCGCCCUUGAGUCGUGCAUAGAUGUCGAGGUGCGCCUCGUGCCCCGUCUGCAGCUGCAGCGAGGCAGUGUGUGGUCGACGUCGGGCGGGCACUCGACGUUUGCUACGUUUCUGCACGCGAUCGGACCGGCCACGAACGACCUCGACAAGCUGGAGCAUCUCGCGCGGACGUACGACAACGUGUGGGCGCAAGCAGCGACUCUGGUUGCAGAGACGGAGCUGCCCCGCCGACACGCCAUUGGUGUCUUGCCCAUUGGUAUGGGCCUCGCGCAGUGCCCUAUUGCUGCGGCAGCUACGUGCACGCUCGCGCAGCUCUCGAGCCGGGCGUUUGGGGCGAACGUGCUCGUUGCUUCAGCCUCGGUGACGUUCAUUUGCAACGACAAGGUCGUCUUUGCCGCCAUUGAUGCUGUGCGACAGGCGCUACUCGAGACGUAG
Molecule: messenger RNA, 859 nt
Organism: Saprolegnia diclina VS20
Lineage: Eukaryota; Oomycota; Saprolegniomycetes; Saprolegniales; Saprolegniaceae
Exons: 1
Coding region: 11-859 (282 amino acids)
Source: RefSeq, a predicted model, not a curated record